AUGUCUGCUAAACUUGAAUUAAACUCUGGAAACAAAUGGCUUGUUGAAUAUCAAAAAGGACAACAAGAUCUAACCAUUAACUCCACAGCCAUUCAACAAUCAGUAGUUGUUUACAAAUGUGAAAAUUCCACAUUAGUUGUACGUGGUAAGGUAAAUGGUAUCACUAUUGAUAGCUGUUCCAACUUUAACAUUAUCUUCGAAAGCUCGAUCUCCCCUCUUGACGUCAUUAACUGCAAGAGAGUUCAAGUGCAAGUAGAAAAGACAACCCCUGCUGUCAUCAUCAACAAAACUGCUAAUAUCAAAGUUUUCUUGAGCAAAGAAAGUUUGCAUACUGAGUUUGUUUCAUCUCUUUCAAACGAGAUGAAUGUUUACAUCCCUACUCAAGAUGGUGAAGACACCAUUGAGUUGCCAAUUCCAGAAACACUUACCACCAGAGUUGUAAAAGGAAAGCUUGAAACAGAAGUUGGCAGCAAGGCUGUUGGUGUUUAAAAAACAGAUCCUUACUUCAAAUAAAUUGUAAACAAUUGUUCC
This is a messenger RNA of Naegleria gruberi, 531 nucleotides long. RefSeq lists its product as uncharacterized. The coding region runs from base 1 to 489 and encodes 162 amino acids. The record is from RefSeq and is a predicted model, not a curated record. The transcript has a single exon. Gene Ontology annotation, biological process: regulation of adenylate cyclase activity; cytoskeleton organization. NCBI's taxonomy places the organism in Eukaryota, Heterolobosea, Eutetramitea, Acrasida, Naegleriidae. Gene Ontology annotation, cellular component: cytoplasm. Gene Ontology annotation, molecular function: actin binding; adenylate cyclase binding.